This is a messenger RNA of Lodderomyces oxycetoniae, 1227 nucleotides long. RefSeq lists its product as uncharacterized. The record is from RefSeq and is a predicted model, not a curated record. The transcript is spliced from 3 exons. NCBI's taxonomy places the organism in Eukaryota, Fungi, Ascomycota, Pichiomycetes, Serinales, Debaryomycetaceae. Bases 1 to 1227 code for a protein of 408 amino acids.
AUGCCGGUUUUAUUAUUAAUGCCCAAAAAAGUUCGAGCUCCAUACAGGAGUUAUAAGUCGAGCGACUUUUCGAAGGAGAACUCCGAUGACUUGGGCCAAGAUGAAGAUGAUGACAAGAGUAGUAAUAAAAGUGCUGGUGUUUUAUCCAAGUGUACUCUAUGGCCGGUUAGCAAAUUUGAAAAAAUCAAUGUACUAAACUGCGCUUUACAAGAUGGUGAACCCAAAGUUCAAUCUGGGUCAAUGCAUAAUCUAGUUGUGUUCCCUAUAGAGAUAUUUAUCAAGAUUUUUGAGAUAUUAGAGCAUUCUGGAGAAUUAAAGCCUAAAUUUAUGAGAGUUUGCAAAUUAUUUUACCAAAUCAUUUUGCCCAUGAUCUAUAGAGCUCCUCAUUUGAGAGCUACAAACUUUUUCAAGUUUGUUGAAACUCUUUCCAACAACAAGAGAUUGGGUCAUUAUAUCUAUUCAUUAGAUCUAGCAUACGUCAAUCAGUCAGGUAAAAAUGCUUUUGUAGCACGUUUGCUAAAGCAGUCAAAAGCACACCUAGAGAGCUUUGUUGCACCGCAAACGAGUUUUGGAUUCGGACCAUUGAUUGCGCUAAAGAAUUGUCAAAAUUUGAAGAUUUUAGAUUUGCGUUUAGUGUCGGAAACAUCAUCCAUCGAAAUAAACGAUUAUCAAGAGAUAUCAUGGCCAGCGGGUUUGACCUUUUUAAGGCUAUCUGGUGGAAUAGAUGACGAUUUUCCAUUCCAUUCCAAUUUGCCAUCUUCAAUAACAAGUUUGGAAUUUGCGCACUGUCCGUCUAUAACCGAUUUUGGAUUAAAACAGUUUUUAAAUAAGAUAGGAGCCAAUUUGAAAAGCUUUAAAGUGCAGUACCCAAUGCCAGGCUUGAAAGGAAACACGCUAGAUGAUGUUUUCCAUCUCUGUCCCAAUCUACGAGUUUUAGAGGUAUAUGUUGAUUACUUGUCAUCCACGUUUUUUGACGAGAGUCUUUUUGGGGGUGUUGAUUAUUCAAAAUGUCUUCGCACCUUGUACAUUAAUAGCAGUGGCCUGUUGGGAACACUGAACCGAUUGGAUCCAAUAGACUUGGCAAUUGCUUUGGAAGAUGGAAGGUUUCCCUUACUAAAAAAUGUUCAGUGCACGGCCAAGUUGGGGUGGAAUCCAAAAUCAGAAUCAGUGAGAUAUAUAGCAGAAGAGCUUGAUGAAAGAAAUGGCGGUCUCUACAUAGGGUAUUAG